AUGUCUGAAGAAUAAUAGUAAUAUUGGCCAAUUUUCACAGAGAAUGAUUAGACAAAAACAUUCUGGAAUAAAAAAUGUCUGAAUCUUGGUUAAAGUACAAUUGUGUAUUAACAACCAAUGCAUCGGAUAAGUUGGAAAAGUAACAAGCCUACCGAAUAUGAAUUUUUGUUAAAUGAGGAAGGAGUACUAUUUUAUAAACAAAAUAACAAAGUUAAGGGAUAUGUUUAAUUGAAUGAAGACAUCAGUUUAAAGUUAAUAGAUCUUAAGAUAUCAAAUAAGAAAACAGACGCUGUUAAGGUUAUUAGAAUUAAGAGAACAAAAGACAUAUUCGUAUAUAUAUGGAAUCAAGAAAAGUAUAUUAUUAUCUAAAUUUAGCUAAUGUACUUUUCAGUUUCUCAAAUAUUUAUCUUAAUUUUGCUUUGUUUAAAAUUUAGAUUAGCUCUAUACAUUAUAAGAUGUAAUUGGUAAAGGUGGAUUCUCUAAGGUUUAUACUCUUACACCUAAUAUCAGAUUACCAAAUUAACCAUUUAGUUAUGCUGGUAAAGUUUAUAAUAAAAACGAAUUGUUAUUAAAAAAAGACCUUAAAAAAUUUUAUCAUUUCAUUCGAAGCGAGUGUUAUGUACUUAAAAGAAUCAAUUUCCCUUAUGUUCUUAAAUUAUGUGAAAUUAUUUAAUUAGAUGAACUCUUAAGUAUUAAUAUGUAUUUAUUUUAUAGUCCUAGUAACUGAAUACAUAAAAGGUGGUUCACUCUAUCAAUAUUUAAAAGACAGAAAACGAUUAACAGAAAUUGAGUCUACACAAAUUUUGCUUAAAUUAGCAUUAGGAUUGCAAUAAGUUCAUAAGUAUAGAAAGUUCCCUAUUGAUUAAGUCUAGGAUAUGUUCAUAGAGACAUUAAAUUAGAAAAUGUACUUAUCGAUAAAGAUUAGUUGAAAUUAAUAGAUUUCGGAUUUGCAGAAAAGAUAUGUAGAGACAAACUACUCAAUGGUCAAGGAACAGCAGGUUAUAUUGCACCUGAAGUAUUUAUGAAAUAACCCUACCAAGAGGUAGGAGAUGUAUUUAGUUUAGGAGUCAUAUUCUAUUCUAUGUUAUCAGGUAAAGCUCCAUUUAGAUCAAAUACUUAUGAUGCAUUACUUAAAUUAAAUAAGGAAUGUCUAAUUGAUUUUUCCGAAUUAAGAUUUCCGAAUGUUAGUCAAAAAACUAUGUUUUUAUUAAGAGGAAUGUUAUAAAAACAGCCAGAAAAUAGAAUAAAUCUUUAGGAUCUACUAUAUUAACUUAAUACUUAUUAAAUCUUUUCUCCAUCACAACAUGUUAUCUCUACAUAAUCUAUUGUUGAAGGUUCUGUAGGCAUAAGCUUUAAUCAUUUACAAUCUAAAAACACUCUCAAAUCUUUUUAUCAACAUAGUCAAAAUUCAUUUACUGAAAAUACUAGUUAAGUUUCUUAAUAAAAACCAAAUAAACUUUUAAAAGAUAGAAGAUAUAAGAGUUAAAGUAUGGAUAAAAAAGGAAUGCUUCUAAAAUCAUCCUCUUUUAAACCAUCACUUAAAAAUAUUUAUCAAAUAAAAAUUGAAUAAUCAGAUGAUAACAUUUCAAUUACAGAUUAUGAAUUACCAAUACCUUUAGAAAGUCUUCGAUUUCUUUAAACUUCUUAUCAAACACUUAAUUGCUAAAAGUUUAUUUGA
Messenger RNA from Paramecium sonneborni, 1678 nucleotides. NCBI's taxonomy places the organism in Eukaryota, Ciliophora, Oligohymenophorea, Peniculida, Parameciidae. The record is from the annotation of a GenBank genome assembly.